AUGGCUAUUCAGUCACAACCGCUGCUUGCAGAAGACACUCCAGUUGCCGGGCUUCGGCCCCUUCUUCUUGAUCUCCCUCCGCCUGGCUUCUCGAGUCAUCCUUCUUACUCUAGUAGUUCGGGAAAUGUGCUUCAGGAACGCCAAACACCUAGACGAAGUCAUUCGCCAGUAGACGAUCUUCAUGGAAAUUGGCAAGCUGCUUUAGCAACGUUGGCAUCUAGGAGGAGCGCAGAUCGCUCAUCGUGGAAACCUACAGUGGCGACAGCCAAACUGGUUCAAAGGCAGAUUGCUUUACAGCUCUGCGGAUGGAGCUUGAGAGAGGACGAGUUGAAGGCUGCUAUAAAGAAGUACGUAUUCUUCAAAGAAGGCAAAUUCUCAAGAGCAGCCUGUUGGCUGGUAUUCACAAAGCAAUAUAGCAAAGCGGUGGAUCUUCUGAUGCGAAAUGAAUCCAAUCGUAUGAUGUCUGGAACUGUUGCGGCCCUUGCUCCCCAAGCUUCAUCUGGGACGGCGAGGAACAUGAGUGUGGAGCUGCGAGAGCAUUGCGAGCGACUCAUUGUCAGACUUCAUGAUCCAUACUUCCGUAUCAUGCUCACACACCUCGCCCUGGGCGAUUGGUCUGAGGUCCUUGAGGAGGAAGUCAUACCCUUCCAGGAGCGUCUGGCUAUCGCUUUUCAAUUCCUUGAAGACAAAAGUCUCUCGUCUUACUUACGCCGAACCACGGAACGUGCAUGCUUGCGCGGAGACAUUGAUGCUAUCAUUGUCACUGGCCUGACACCUUCUGGACUUGACAUUCUGCAAUCAUACGUGGAUUGCACUGGGGAUGUACAAACGGCUGCUAUCAUGAGUUCCUACGUAUGUCCCCAGAAGUUCAAGGACAGACGAGCUGGGAGGUGGCUUGAAACGUACCGCGAUCUUUUAGAUGGCUUCAAACUGCACCACCAUCGAGUCGGAUUUGACAUCGAGAGGGGCCAACUUCUCUCAGAGGCUAGACAGAGCUAAUGGGUCCCAAGGCAAAUCCUAAUCCGAUGCCACUACUGUAACAAAUCUGUGAACAGUCCUGGAAUACUGUUAGCAGCGCAUCAGACAAAAGGACGGGUAAGAAGACAUUUCUUCAUUUCCACACCGACUGCAUGUCCCAACUGUAAUCGCGCUCUACCAAGAUGCUCGGUCUGCUUGAUGACAUUGGGGAUCGUUCAUGAUCCCGCUCGUGAGAUUGAACUUGGAUAUUCACAGGACAAAGGUAAAGCUGUUUUGCCACGAUAUCUUGAAGCCAUCGUCAUCUGUCAGACGUGCCGACAUGGAGGACACGCUGCACAUAUUCUGGAGUGGUUCAUGGGCGAAGGCAGUCAACGCUCACGCGGGGUUUGCCCUGUAGCUGAUUGUGAUUGUCGGUGUGCAGAUGAAUAA
Molecule: messenger RNA, 1407 nt
Organism: Laccaria bicolor S238N-H82
Lineage: Eukaryota; Fungi; Basidiomycota; Agaricomycetes; Agaricales; Hydnangiaceae
Source: the annotation of a RefSeq genome assembly